AUGCUGACUGAAAAUGGACAGGUGAGCAUUAUGGGACUUUUUUUAAAGCGUGGGGCAUCUUUGGGGGCCAGACUUGAAUUGGUUAUAACUUUUUUAUUUUUUGGCCAAGAGUUCAGAUUGAGAUUUUCCUGAGUUCUCAGAGCUUCCCUGUUUGUUUGAUGCCACAAAUGUUAUAGUAAACUGAUACCUUCAUGUUGAAAAUGAAAAAUAUUGAAAAUCGAUUUUAUUGCGGGAAAGGCAGAGCAUAAAUGUGGCAAUAUCGGGUCCAAAAGUCUCAGAAUUUUACGUAAAAUACGAUACACGAAAAAGUCGAAAAAAUCAAUUCCUCUGUGGUGAAAUCCCGGAUUCAAAAAAUAUGCAAAUUUUUGAAUUAAAAAAAUAUCCCGACCAUUACGCCUGUAAUCCUCCCCGUUCCAGAAAAUCGCGCAAAUGAGGGAUUACGUGAACUCCGGUGCUACCCGCUCCUACGAUUUUCGAAUGGAGCAGAUCCGCAAAAUAAAACAAAUGCUGACCCUCGAAAGCGAUCGCAUUUGCGAGGCCAUCUACAAAGACACUCGUCGGCGGCCCGAAUUCACCGAGUUCUACGAGAUUGGUGUGGCCAAAAUGGAAUGCGACCAGUUCUUGGACAAUCUGAAGGAGUGGAUGGAGGAUGAGUACGUCGAUCGGACGCUGGUCUGCAUGCUGGACACUCCGUAUGUGCGCAAAGAGCCGUUCGGUGUUUGUCUGUUGAUCUCACCCUUCAAUUACCCCAUUAAUCUGACUGUCCCGGCGUUGAUUGCCAUGAUUGCGGCGGGGAAUUCGGUGAUCCUAAAGCCGAGUGAAUUGACGCCGAAUACGUCGGCAUUGUUCGAGGAGAUGUAUCACAAGUAUUUUGAUAAGGUGAGAGAUUUGAAAGCUGAGGAGAUUGCAAAAUUUUUCCCUGUUAACCUGCUAAACUAUCAACCUUUUUAGCGGCUAAUUCAAGUGAUUCAAGGCGAUGGUCCCGCGACUGCAGCGCUUCUGAACGAGCGAUUUGAUCACAUUUGUUAUACUGGAAGUGAGAGAAUUGGGAAACUGGUCAUGGCCGCUGUCAGCAAGCACUUGACACCAGUUGUACUUGAGCUUGGAGGCCAGAGGUAGAUUUUACUUCAAUUUUUCAUAUCUAAUCACAGAUGCCUCAAACUUUUGGCAACUUUUAGCCUAAAAAUCUCAUUUUUUAAAGCUAAAUAUCUCAUAUAUACCUUGAAAAAUCUACCUCAAAUUUUUAUCAAGAUCUCAUCAAAUCUGAGCGUCGCAGUUCGACCAUUUUCUCUAUUAAUGCCGUCUCAAUUUCAGCCCCGUCCUCGUCGAUGAAACCGUUGAUCUCGAAAUCACCGCCCGCCGAAUCCUCUGGGGCAAAACCUCCAAUGCCGGGCAAACAUGUCUGGCGCCAAAUCAUUUGAUCACAACCGCGGAUGUGAAAUUCAAAUUGUUGCCGAUUUUAAAGCGGAUUCUUGUCGAAUUUUAUGGAGAAGACGCGCAAAAGAGCAACGAUUUUAUGCGAUUGGUCUCGCAUCAUCAUUUUGAGUAAGUCUAAAUUUUUUGCUCGCCUAAUACAGUACUUGUGAGAGUUCAAAAAGUUUUGUUCGUUGUAAAAGGUCUUCGCUGUUUAGAGAUUCAAUUUGGCCAAAAACUCGAUUUUAAAGCUUCAGAAAUUGAUCGUUAUAUAGAGGUUUUGUAUUAUGACAGUUUGUUGUACAGACUGUACAAAGAAAUGUUUUUUUUUUUUGCGCUACAAAAAAGGCUUUGUUAGACCCUGUUCUCUGCUUUCAUUACAACAAAAAGUCGAGUAGUUUGAGUCCCGGAACCCGCCGGCAGACUUGUCACAGCCCAUAAUCAUUACAAAUUCAUCGAAAGUAAUCGAGUUGACAUGGGAAAAACUCUGUAGAUUGUUCCCAAAUUGCACCUUGUAUUGGGUCAGCGACCAAUUUCUAAAAGGAUAUGAAAUUUUUAAGGAAAUUUUUGAACAUUUUCAACUAGAUAUAUCUAUUAUAAAAACUUGGAAAUACGCAAGUUUUCUUUUACAAAUUUAUUAAAUUCCUCCCAUUUUCCAGUCGAAUAAAGUCGAUGGUCGAUAAUUCCAAAGGAAAUGUGGUAAUUAAAGCCGGUGAAUUCGACCGCGAUGACUUGUUUAUCCCGCCCAUGAUCGUUGAAGUCGACAAAGAUGACGUCUUAUUAUCAGAAGAAAUUUUCGGCCCAAUUUUGCCGAUUGUUACAGUAGCCGAAUUUGAGGAUGCCUUUGAUCUGAUCAAGAAGAAAGAGAAGCCCCUGGGGGCAUACAUUUUCAGCAACGAUAAGAAGAGGCAGAAAAAAUUCGUGGACGAAAUCAGCACUGGCAACAUUGGAAUCAACGAUUUGAUGCUGAACUUUGCAGGUGAGCAGAGUUGAAGAAAAAAUGAGAUCCUUUUUCAGUUGACACUCUACCAUUUGGCGGCGUUGGUCACAGCGGAAUGGGGCGAUAUCGAGGAAAGGCGGGCUUUGACACCUUCAGCAAUUGGAAGUCCGUCCUUCAUCGAGGCUUCUUUGCCGAUAAUUUGACAGCGUAAGUUCGGAGUUGACUGAAAAUUUAGGGGGCAUGCAGAGGAGGGCUUCGAUGAGUAGAUGUCUACAUAAUAAACAAGAGAAAUGUCAGCAGUGCAGGGCUCAAAUAUUGUUAAAUUUUUGAACACAUUUUAGGAGUAGAGCUCAUAACAAUUACUGAAAGUUUAAGCUCAGGUUUCGUUGAUGAUUUUGAGUUAUUCAAAAAUAUUUACCGAGGAGAUAGUGCGUAAAAGCCGAGUCGGUUUUUGACCUUAUCUCCGCAAGCUUCACCAAGAUUUUUUCGUAAUACCUUUCCGGCAGAAGUAAGACGCAAAAUUUUCAUGCCAAAGCUGCAGAAAAAGUUUCACAUUUUUUUCAAUUUUCAAUCGAAAAAUCCCGAUCGUUUCUGAAAAAAGUUUCAUUAAAACUUGAACAACAAAAUUUGCCCUAAGUUUCAUCAAAAUUUGAGCGUCUUGCUAUCCCUGUAUAUUGCCAAAGACUGAUGUUAAAAAAUCUUCAAGACCAUUUACUAAUUUUUUUUUCCAUUUCAGUUGCCGAUACCCACCCUGCACUCCUGAUAAGUACAAGAUGAUGAAAAGAGCGGGAAAUCGAGUAGUUGUGCCAAAGAAGCUGAAAAAACUCUUCUCAGUAGCCCCAUGGAUCCUCCUUGGCGUCUUUUUUAAGGUUAUUUAUCAACAAUUUGCACAGCAAUUCUAA
Molecule: messenger RNA, 3255 nt
Organism: Bursaphelenchus xylophilus (pine wood nematode)
Lineage: Eukaryota; Metazoa; Nematoda; Chromadorea; Rhabditida; Aphelenchoididae
Source: the annotation of a GenBank genome assembly